This is a messenger RNA of Pan troglodytes (chimpanzee), 5091 nucleotides long. RefSeq names its product large ribosomal subunit protein eL39-like. Bases 1314 to 1532 code for a protein of 72 amino acids. Lineage: Eukaryota; Metazoa; Chordata; Mammalia; Primates; Hominidae. Gene Ontology annotation, biological process: translation. The transcript has a single exon. Gene Ontology annotation, cellular component: ribosome; cytosolic large ribosomal subunit. Gene Ontology annotation, molecular function: structural constituent of ribosome. The record is from RefSeq and is a predicted model, not a curated record.
CUUGCAUCAUGUGAGAUCCUACAGGAAAAGGAUUCCAUUUUCCCUGCUUGGUUAUCUCCACAUUGGUCAUUUCAUCAAUGGUCUUUCUAUUGGUAAGGUAAAUUUCCUUCUCUAUCUAUUUUGUUUAAGAUUUCUAUGAUGAUCAGAUGUUGAAUUUUGUGAAAUGAUUUUUCUCCAUCUGUUGAGAUGAUGUGGUUUUCAUCUUUCAUUCUGUUCAAGUGGUAUAUCACAUUGAUUUGCUUGAAUAUGUUGAACCAUCCUUGCAUGUCAGAAGUAAACAGCACUUGCAUAUCUACAAUCCUUUUAUAUAUCCUCUUGAAUACAGUAUUCUAGUACAAGUGGUCUUCAAGAAGCUCAUGGAAAAAUACAUAUUAUGGGAAAAUUGUCCAUGAAUUUCACAGUUUUUGCACCAAAAUAAACUGAUACAAAUCUGUUAUAACAUGUCUGAACAGGCUCUAGUUUGAGGCACUGAGAAGGAUAAGACAUGAGUUUGAAAAGAGACUGUAUCAAAGGAAUAUAAACUCUGCUAAAAUUGAAACAAGAAGAAAAAUAAAAUUUUUGAUGAGAACAGUUGCAGUGUCUCAGGUCUGAAAUUCCAGCAAUUUCAGAGGCCAAGACAGGUGGGUCACGUGAGCCCAGGCAUUCAGGACCAGCCUGGGCAACAUGGUGAAAACCCCUUCUAUACAAAAAAUACAGAAAUUCGCUGGGCAUGGUGGCACCUGACUGCAGGGCCAGGUACUGUGGAGUCUGCAGCGUGAGGAUGGCAUGAACCUGGGAGGUCGAGGCUGCAGUGAGCUGUGAUCUUGCCACUGCACUCCAGCAUGUCUCAAAAAAAGAACACUUAUGGUAAAGUUUGGGUAGAUGAAUUAUGAUAUCAUUGAUGCUUUAUGAAAAGGUUAUGGGGACGAUGCCCAAAAGAAAUCAACAGUUUGUAAAUGGAUAACUAAUUUUGAGUUGGGAGAAGACAAUGUUGAAGGUUACACGUGGAGCAGCAGGCAGACCAUCCACAUCAGUUUCAGAGAAAAACAAUAAUCUUGUUUGUGCCGCGAUGAAGAGGACUGACAGCUAACAGCAGAAACAAUAGUCAGGAGGUUGAGAACAGGCUGGUUAACGUGGUGAAGUGCCAUCUCUAUUAAAAAUACAAAAAUUAGCUAGGUAUGGUCGCAGACACCUGUAAUCCCAGCUCCUUGGGAGGCUGAGGUGGGAGAAUCGCUCGAACCCAGGAGGUGGAAGUUGCAGUGAACCGAGAUAGUGCCAUUGCACUCCAGCCUGGGCAACAAGAGUGAAACUUUCUCUCAAAAAAAAAAAAAUAGAUGUCAAGCCCCUUCUCUUCCUUUCUCCACCAUCAUGGUGUGUACUUGACUCUGCUUCUCACCAGAUCUUCUCAUAAGACUUUCAGGAUUAAGCAAUUCCUGGCCAAGAAAAAAAAGCAAAAUCGUUCCAUUCCCCAGUGGAUUCAGAUGAAAACUGGUAAUAAAAUCAGGUACAAUUCCAAAAGGAGACAUUGGAGAAGAACCAAUCAGGGUCUAUAAGGAAUUGUACAUGAGAUGGCACACAUUUUUAUGCUCUCUGAGCAUUACAAUCACGUUACCAUAUCAAGCAGAAAAUGUCACCAUUAUCUGGAGAGUUGGACAUGUUUUAUUGGGAAUAUAUUUUUUCUCUCUGAAUCUGUUAGGAACACGUUGGUUGGCUGAGUUCAGUAAUAAAUACGUGAGGCUUUUCAUUUCAAAAAAAAAGUCAAAUGAUGUAAUUCCAUAGAGUACCUUAAUUCCUGUAUUGCUUUUUGGUUUUUUUUAAGAUGGAGACUCCACUGGGUUCAGUGGAUCACACCUGUGGUCCUCACACAUUGGGAGGCUGAGGUGGGAGGAUUGCUUGAGAUCAGGAGUCUUCUGGGAAUCUUCUCGCCUCCGCUAACCCAGUUCAUGAUAGACCCUUGGACUUUACUGUUUUGGAAAAUCUAUAUAAACCAAUAUCAGUGUGGCAAAGCAUUAUGUCUGUCAGAAGGUUGUGAAAGAAGCUUAAAAAUUACUAAGCCAAAGAGAAAAGUCAGGCUGGGAACUGUGUCAGACAAACCUGCCUCCCGUUUUAUUCCUAAAAGAGACAGCUACAAGGAUUUUUUACAAAGCUACAUAGAGGCUGGGUAUGGUGGCUCAGGCCUCUAAUCCCAGCACUUUGGGAGGCCACGGUGGGUGGAUCGCCUGAGGUCGGGAGUUCGAGACCAGCCUGACUAACAUGGAGGUACCCCGUCUCUAGUAAAAAUAGAAAAUUAGUCAGGCAUGGUGGCAUAUGCCUGUAAUACCUGCUACUCGGGAGGCUGAGGCAGGAGAGUCGCGUGAACCCAGGAGACAGAGGUUGUGGUGAGCCGAGACCACACCAUUUCACUCCAGCCUAAGCAAUAAGAAUGAAACUCCAUCUCAAAGAUGAAUAAAUGAAUACACAGAUACAUAAAUAUUUAAAAUAUAAAGAUGAGGUUUCACCAUGUUGCCUGGGCUGGUCUCCAACUUUUGGCCACUGGCUAUCUUUCUGCUUCGGCCUCCCAUCAUGCUGGAAUUACAUGCACAAACCACCAUGCCUGGCCACAUUAUGCUUUUUUAAACUUGCUAAUAUUUUAGAUAUGCUAAUUUCUUCCUAAACGUAAUUAUGUUUUAGCUAAUUACUAGUGUUUGAUAAAUGAAACCUUUGAUAACUAGGGAUGUGAGUGAAAAAUAUAGUUCAUAGUACAUAUUAACUUACAGAUAUUGCCAAAAAAUUAUUGCAUGCAGAAAUGCGGUGAUUUAAAAGUUUAUAAUUUUUUUUUCUUUUUUUGGGAUGCAGUCUCACUCUGUUGACCAGGCUGGAGUGCAAUGGUGAGAUCUCAACUCACUGCAACCUCUGCUGCCUGGGCUCAAGCAAUUCUCCUGCCUCAACCUCUUGAGUAGCUGGGAUUACAGGUGCAUGCCACCAUGCCCAGCUAAUUUUUGUAUUUUUAGUACAGAUGGGGUUUCACUGUGUUGGCCAGGCUGAUCUCAAACUCCUGACCUCAGGGUGAUCUAUUUGCCUAGGCCUACCAAAGUGCUGGGAUUACAGGUGUGAGCCAUCACACCCAGCCAAUUUUGUAAUUUAGUUAUAUUUUCUUCAGAGCCCACGUAAAACAGAAUAACCUGAGUGCAAUGUAUCCUUAGUAAUAUCUCAUAAUUAUUCUCUAUAUGAAAAUAAAUCCCAAUGUUUGAAGACUGCCUAUUUUACAGCCUUUGUUAUUCACACCUGAUAGAACACUUAGGAAAGAACAACAAAGAAAACACCCAAAAUAGAUUACAAUUGGAUGGGUGUGGUAGCUCGCCUUUAAUCCCAACACUUUGGGAAGCUAAGGUGGGAGGAUUGUUUGAGUACAGGAGUUCAAGGCCAGCCUAAGCAUCAUAGUGGACCCCCGACUCUACAAAAUAUUUAAAAAUUAGCAAGGCCUGGUGGUGAGGGCCCGUGGCCCCAGCUAGUUGGGAGGUGAGGCGGAAGGAUUGCUUGAGCCCCAGAGGUUGAGGUUGCAGUGGGCAAUGUUCCCACCACUGCAUUCCAUCCUGGGUGACAGAACUAGGUCCUGUUUCUAGGGGAAAAAAAAUUACAACUUGAAGAUAAAAAGUACAUUUUCUACUUAUUUUCAGAAGGCACUUAAAGUGAAUUUGAUAUUACAAUACACUUAGGAAUUAUUUUUUAAAAAAAGAAUUUGAGAAUGAGGACCAAGGUCUAAUUUUUUUAUCUUGCCCAAAUUCCUAUCUAAAGGGUCUGGGGAGUCAUGCCCUACAAACCAUAAAUACUCAUCAGAUGGGUUUUAUUUAGUCCUAUAUAUCCUGUCUUACUUUCCAGUCUGACUCUGGAAUAACAUGUGACAAAGAAGAAAGUCAAAAUAUUUUACCCCAAAACAUGUUUCUGUGCCAUAUUUUGAAAUGGUCCUGCAAAGCUGUUCUUUGUGAGGGGUACAUGUGCAUCUGUAAAGAAUCUCUGUUAACAUAGCUAGAUCUUUUUCUUCUAGGCCCUACCAAUCCUGAAGAGAUUAAGUAAGAAUCUCGCACUGUUUAAAGGUCUGAAUAGAAAACACUUAUCAUCUAUUAUCUCUAAGGGCAGCCAAUAGAAGACUUGAAAACAACAUUGGUCUCCACAAUCUUUUACCUUAACGUGAACAUUUCCUCUCCGUUGAUCCCAGGUAUUUAGACAAACUCAACCAAUUGUCAAUCAGAAAAUGUUUCAAUUUACCUGUAGCCCAGAAGUCCCUGCUUUGAGUUGCCCCUCCUUUCUGAACCAAAGCAGCGUAUUUCUUAAAUGUAUUUGAUUGAUGUCUAAUGCCUCCCUAAAAUGUCUAAGAACAAGCUGUUCCCCAUCACCUCGGACACAUGUUCUCAGGACCUCCUGAGGGUCAUUCAUAUUUAGCUUAGAAUAAAUCUCUUAAGAUAUUUUACAGUUUGAGUCUUUUCCACGACAAAAAUAACUCAUUUUAAUUGCAGCAUGAAAUAACAAACGUAAGAAACAACUGGGCAACUUAUAUGCACUGUUACAAUGUCAGUGCUUUUUUUAAAUCACUUUUUUGUUUAUUGAGACGGAGGAGGGAGCUCUGGGAUAGAGGGUCUUACUUUGUCGCCCAGGCUGGCCUGGAACUCCAGGCUCAGCGAUCCUCUCGCCCCUGCUUCCUGAGUAGCUGGGACCCCAGACUCCUGCCACCCCGCCCGCAUCCCUGCUGUGUUUAAGCAGCAGGUGGUGACCUCACUCCUCCCUAGCCUGAGCCCUCUGCUCCACACCCCAGACGGUGGCCCUAGGGAAGUCUCAGGAGCUGAGCACAGUGUGGGCUGUCCCACUCCAGUGAAUGGAGAAUUGAAAGGGAGAGGAUUUCUAUUCUGUUCUGUGGACCGUCAGCAUGAAAUUCUACCUUUCGCUCAGGCACGGCUUUGCAUUUCGCGUUCUAGUUUGCAUUCCUGCCCUAGACAACUUCCAGGCUUUGGAAUUAAAUUGCUAAAAUAAAUUUCAAUAGCAAGGAACUUUCCCGGAUCCAAUUACCGCCACACGGCGACUUCUCAGGGAGGUACUAUUUCCCUGACUGCUGAGCUGCUCCAGCCUCACUGGCGGGAG